Molecule: messenger RNA, 247 nt
Organism: Staurois parvus
Lineage: Eukaryota; Metazoa; Chordata; Amphibia; Anura; Ranidae
Source: the annotation of a GenBank genome assembly
UGCUAGUGUAUAUCACAAUAAAAAUGUGACAAAGUAUAGUCCAUAUAUGUGUCAGUGGCAGGGGCGGACUGACAACUUAUGGGGCCCCCGGGCAAUAGGGGAUCAUGGGGCCCCUGUGUCCUUUCCCAAACUCAAAAAAGCCUAUGAAAAAGGUACCAGGGGCAUCUCAUGGGGCCCCUUACUGACCCCGGGCCCUCGGGCAGUGCCCAAGUGUCUGAAUAGUCAGUCCGCCCCUGCCAAGGACAAA